GCUAUCGUACUCCAUAUGACAUCCGAAAUAUACCCAAAAAUUGUUCACUCAACUAACAUAAAAGACGCGUCCAGAAGAUGGGCGAGAAUCCCAAUUUAAUGGAGCAGCGUGAACGCAUUGACAAUGCGCUCAUCAAUGCCGUCGAUGACAUGGAUCGGGAGCAUUUGCGCAAACUGCAGCUGACGAUGCACGGUUGUGCCAAGCGCUGCUGUGCCGACAUGAACGCCAGUGCGGAUGCGGUACAGCGUUGCGUAGAUCGCUGCCAAAUGCCGCUGACGCGCGCCCGCUGCUAUGUGCAACAGGAGCUGGCCGAGUUCGAGUCCCAGAUGGAGGAUUGUCUGCGCCAGUGUCAGUUGCCCGGCGAAGAUGAUAUCUGUGGCGGGCGUGUCGAGCGCUGCUCCUUGGACUGUGUGGAUAAGUAUGUGGCGCUAUUGCCGGAAUUAUUGAACGCCAUGCGCAUGGAACUAGAGAAGGCCCUAUAAACGGGCGGGGGCGGCCAACACAGGCAACAAAACAUAACUACGUUAUAGUCAGGAAAUGCAAAAAAGUUAAUUAAAAUAG
Messenger RNA from Drosophila novamexicana, 561 nucleotides. RefSeq names its product protein FAM136A. The coding region runs from base 78 to 482 and encodes 134 amino acids. NCBI's taxonomy places the organism in Eukaryota, Metazoa, Arthropoda, Insecta, Diptera, Drosophilidae. The record is from RefSeq and is a predicted model, not a curated record. Gene Ontology annotation, cellular component: cytoplasm. The transcript has a single exon.